UUACAUUCGGCGUGAGGUUCCUCCCCCUGUCGCGAUCCUGUUUAAGUUGACCAAGCGUUCUAAAAGUUUUGAUAGGUCCUAAUUAUAAUACACAUCAGUAUAAUAAGCUAAUUACAUGAUACGAUGCAAAACCAUCAAGCUUCUUCAUGUUAAUGCGAGAAUAAAUCUGCAAUGCCUCAGGGUUCAUAAGUUGUUUUUAAGGCGCGCCUUUCUUAGUGGGUGGGCUGUGUGGCGCUUAACGAAUUCAAACAACAGUAUAAAAAGCACGUCGGCAGAAUCGACUGAUCACAACUCAACAGCCCGGACACUGACAACAUCUCUUGUAUAUCUCUUGGCUCUGUUCAAUGUAAUAAGACAAUCUAACGAUAUUUAUCGAAGGAAUUUCACGAAGAAACAUUAUYAUGACGACCGAGGAUUUUGACAUCCRUAGAACGGYGUGCAAGGAGGAGAACGAUAUCAUGUCCGCACAAAACGACGAAGGUAAAAAUCCAUGUUUAACGAGGCUUGAACCGUUCGACACAGACGAUAACGACUCCGAAGAACCUGGAAUAACAGAGGAGGAAGAAGAUAUUACGGAAAGUUCUGAAUCGAUAAAAGCGGAAAAUAGCGAGACAAAGCGGCCAGGAACGAGUGUUUCCAAACCGCCAUAUUCCUACAUCGCCUUGAUAACGAUGUCAAUAUUACAGUCCCCUCAACGGAAACUCACUCUAAGCGAUAUAUGUGACUUUAUAAAACGUCGUUUUCCAUACUACAGGGAGAAAUUCCCAUCAUGGCAGAACUCCAUCAGACACAACUUGUCUCUAAAUGACUGCUUCGUGAAGAUGCCUCGAGAACCUGGCAACCCCGGGAAAGGCAAUUACUGGACGCUGGAUCCAGCCAGUGAGGGAAUGUUUGACAAUGGCAGUUUCUUGAGAAGACGAAAACGAUUCAAGAGGCCGAAGCCACCGGAUGGUCUGGGAGGAUCUUACGGGCUGCAAUACUAUUGGAAUUGUAAUUCAUUGUUCUGGCGUUCCCCUGUGUGUGGGACAUCAUACGCAGCGGCAUUAUCACCGUACUUACAUGGGUACUAUCCCCAAACACCAUCYUUACAACGGCUUCCUCCUAUUCGACCAACAGAGUUACCCAAAGACAAAGAAAAGCCCAAAUUCACCAUUGAGAGUAUCAUGGGAAAGGAUAACGAGGACACAAAAAUGUUAAAGACCACAGACUCGGAGCAUCGUUCUCCAGGUCUUUCAACCUCGAACAUUAGARGCCAUUUUGGCUCAUCUUUAGGUGGAAACACUGAGACUCCUUGUCCGUAUAGUUCUGUCAGUCCUUGCCAUGGCUAUUGCUUACAGUGCAACUAUGUAGUAAGAUAAACUGACUGAAUUACCCAAAGUUUGUCAAUUUAGCACCCAAUAGUAAUGUGGCGACAAUUGCAACUUUUGAUACCAUUUUGAACAUUUCUUUGAAACCUCAACACUAUUUAACACAGUCAUAAUUGAGUAUUUUCUUCACAAGAUUUUCAUUAUUCUAGGAGACUAUUUCUUGUACUAUAAUGGAAGCUAAAAGUCUUUAGCAUGUAAAUAGAACAACUUACCAAUCGAAUUAAGUUAUGAGUAACUGGCGAAAGAAUGUUAUUUAGGACGUUUAGAURUAUAAUUACCGAUACCAUUCAAUCAAUUAUAAUCUUUUUUCCGAGUUUUGGGAUUGAAAUUAAAAUUA
This is a messenger RNA of Actinia tenebrosa (Australian red waratah sea anemone), 1704 nucleotides long. RefSeq names its product forkhead box protein D2-like. Gene Ontology annotation, biological process: anatomical structure morphogenesis; cell differentiation; regulation of transcription by RNA polymerase II. Lineage: Eukaryota; Metazoa; Cnidaria; Anthozoa; Actiniaria; Actiniidae. The record is from RefSeq and is a predicted model, not a curated record. Gene Ontology annotation, molecular function: RNA polymerase II cis-regulatory region sequence-specific DNA binding; DNA-binding transcription factor activity, RNA polymerase II-specific.